AUGGCUAGUAUUACAUUGAAAGACAUUGCUUUCGUCAAUAACACAGCAACGAAUGAAACAUUAUCAUAUCCAGUCAGCGGAAUAGUUUUAUCAAAAAUGACUCGUUUUUGGAUUCUUCUUAUUUUUGAAGUUCCAUCACUUUUCUGUUGUGUUUUAUUACUUUAUUAUUUAUGCUUUGAUCGGAUACAAAGAAAUGCACUCAAUAACCAUGUCAUCAUUGCUAUUCUCAUCUUUAAUUUUUUCUUGCUGAUUAUUGAUAUUCCAAAUUAUCUUACACUUUUUCGUCUUCACUAUGUCUGGCCAUCAACACCAAUUAACUGUUAUAUCUGGUUAGUUGUAGAUAUAGCUGGCUAUUAUGGAUUAGGUAUACUUAUGGCAUGGGCUUCGAUCGAAAGGCACAUUUUAGUAUUUCAUCAUCAAUGGCUUAAUACUUUAAAGAAACGUAUUUUUAUUCAUUAUAUUCCAUUAGCUGCAAUUAUUUUGUAUCUGUCUAUUUUCUACACUAUACUUAUUUUCUUUGUGCCUUGUGAUCAUACAUUAAAUUACGCAGCAUAUACUUGUGGAGGUGCAUGUGCGUAUGAAAUAGCAGCUCUUUCGAUGUAUGAUGGAUUCGUCAAUGGUGAUAUACCCUGUUUUGUAACUACAAUAUUCAACAUUUUACUGGUUAUUCGUGUUAUCAAACAAAAACAACGUCUUCAUCAACAUGUACAAUGGCGUAAACAUCGAAGAAUGAUUAUACAACUGCUCGCGUGUGCCGGACUCUUUAUUGUAUUCAAUCUUCCUCUGGUAUGCAUUUAUGUCGCUCAAGCAUUCGGUGUACCGUAUGGUGCAACUGGUCAAUUUGAGUAUUUUGUUUAUUUUCUGGCUUAUUUCAUUAUGCUUUGGAUGCCUUUCGUGUGUCUUGGAUCAUCACCAGAAAUCUUAUCAAAAAUAAAGAGAAUAAUGAAACCACAACGUAUCAACACUACAAUUACUCCACAUUAA
Adineta steineri is the source of this 984-nucleotide messenger RNA. NCBI's taxonomy places the organism in Eukaryota, Metazoa, Rotifera, Eurotatoria, Adinetida, Adinetidae. The record is from the annotation of a GenBank genome assembly.